Molecule: messenger RNA, 2719 nt
Organism: Sinocyclocheilus anshuiensis
Lineage: Eukaryota; Metazoa; Chordata; Actinopteri; Cypriniformes; Cyprinidae
Gene: las1l
Product: LAS1 like ribosome biogenesis factor
Exons: 14
Coding region: 295-2031 (578 amino acids)
Biological process (GO): maturation of LSU-rRNA; maturation of 5.8S rRNA
Cellular component (GO): preribosome, large subunit precursor; Las1 complex
Molecular function (GO): endonuclease activity
Source: RefSeq, a predicted model, not a curated record
CGCCAAUAAACACCAAAAAAGAAGAAGAAGAAGAACGCCUGAGGAACAUGGCGAGACUUUAUAUGGACCAAAAACUUAAUCGUGCUAUGUAACUUGUCUCAAAGUUGAUAAAACUACAUUUUAGAGAAAUAUUUUCAAAACAAAGAACUUAGAAGUAACCCAAAACUGAAAACUCUUGCUGAAGAACAAACACUUUCGUAUAUAUAGUCCUAUAAAAUCGCUGCACAGACUUCUUUUCUUGUUGCGGGUCCAGAUACUACCGCGUUCGCAUAUGAUACAGUCUACGAUCUGAAGAUGAAGAAGAACACGGUGGGGAAGACGCGUCACGUCGUGGCCUGGAUGAACAAAGCGGAGUACGAGCAUGUGCUGGAGUAUUUGUUCUCCAAAGAGCCCGCGCUGCAGAAACACGCGCUGCACAGGAUCUCCGCGUGGAAGGGCAGGUUCGGACAAAGCACUCCAGUAGCUGUGGACAGUACAGCGGACCUGGUGCGUUGUCAGGUGCUGGACAGCACGGGUCAGCUGGAGGCCAAUGAUCUGGUGCUGCUGUAUGGCAUGGCACUGGUUCGGUUUGUUAAUCUCAUCACAGAACGGCAACAGAAAAGAGUUGCUAGACCCUUACGAAGGUUAGCUGGGAAUAUAAAUAUCCCAGAGUGGGUGGUAAACCUCAGGCAUGAUCUGACACACCGCAGACUCCCAUCACUAAAGUGGUGCCGAAAAGGUUGUGGAUUUGUGUUGGACUGGUUGCAUCAAGAGUACUGGUCUCGCCAAAUGGGCAGUCAGCUGACAGAGGACUGGAAUGCUUCAUCAGAAGAGGAGGAUGAAGAGGAGUUUGUUAAAAAACAAGAGGAAGAUCUACUCCGCAGACAGAAAGAGAUCGAGGCACACAAAAAAGUCAGAGAACUGCUCAUCUCUUAUGAACGAGAACAGUUUCAGACGUACGAAGAGCUGGCAAAGCAGGGAGGGCAGCGUGGCAUGUGGCCGGAUGCCAGCGCUGAUCUCAGCUGGAUCCUGACGCAGAUCAAACACUUCGCCACAGAGGCCAGAGACAUCCUUGUUGAUGUUUUACUUCAGGAUGGAUUCCUUAUUCCCACCGCAGAACAACUGGAGUCUUUGGAUAUUGACCCCUCAGAGGACUCUGUCGACAUGUUCGCCCCAUGUCUUCCUCGAGUGUUUUUGCACUUCUGGUUGCCAUGUUUGAAGGUCUUGAAUUCAUCCAUCUUUAUAAAUCUGAUCCUUGACAAACUGUUCGCCGAGCUCUCGAAUGAGCCAUCCAGUCACAGAACUUACUACAUCGCCUCCUGGAUCUCUGAAAUUUUACUCUGCAAUAGCAAAAGUGAAUUAAAGGCUCACAAGCGACUAAAAAUAUCCAAGGAAAGGAUCUUCAUGAACAGAUUACAGUUUCCAUGGCAGAAUCUGAUUUCUGCAUGUGUGAACGCACCAUGCCCAGCUACACCGUUUCUUCUGCGACAGAUUUUGAGUGACAUGGACCAGCCCCUCCCACAUGACGCCCAGCAGAACCUGCUUCAGCUCUGCAGCAUUUACACACAGGGUCACCAUGGAAACUCAUCCCCCGGACCCUCAGACCCAGCUCAGCCUGUGUACACCCUACAAAACCUUCAGGAGAGACUCAAGAGUAACGCGUCACAGAACAGAGACACCUCAUCUAACCACACCCCUGGAUCUGUGCAGGCUCCGCCCACAGAGGAGCUCCAGGAAAAGCUAAGCGCAGAAACUGUACAAGAGAGAAACUUUGCAUUACGGGGAUCUGCAUGGAGCGUGUGCACAGAUAAAGUCCCCUGGAAACAGUAUCCGCUAGGAAAGGUUCCAGGACAACCAGAGGACCCCUCCUGUUUGAUGGUGGAGUGUUAUUCUACAUUUACUGUGUUUGACCAGCAGGUAGAGCUAGAUCAACUCCCCCGGCACCAUGGCAACAGGAGUGUUCCCCUUCAGAGCAGAGCCAGUGGAUCAGAUGGGCCGCUUUGGACUCAUAGUGAUUUGAGCAAACUCAAAGCUGGACUCAAGCUGUUCUAACACACACUCAGAUACUCAGCGGCCAUAAGAUAUUGAGCAACCGACCCUGAACUAUGAACCCUAUGAUGUUAAAGACAAACAUUUGAGGCCCAAGCUGGACUGAGGCUCUUCUAGACACACACACAUUAAACAUUAAGCCGUUUUUCUUUUAUAGUUCGUGUCCAUCUUUGUUAGAAGGAAUAUCGGUUGUCUGUCUCACUCUAGUGUUAUAAGUUACGGUCCAGGCUACAGUUUGAUCGGCUCAGCUCAGUCCUUCAGCUCUUGGCAUCUGUUCAAACCAUCCAGAAGUGAAACUCCCAUGAGCAAUGUCUCACGAGGUUCUAAUGAAGAAGUAGGUGCUGUUUGAGAAAUGUUGUAAAUUACAUGACAUUAUUUUUGAAGACAAAGUUGCCAAAUAAACUUCAUUUUGUAUUGUGUACUCAUCUGUUACAUCUUUUUUUUUUCUUCUGUUUCUUGAGGUCCAGGUUUGUUGCACUGGAGUUAUAUUAUUGAACAUGCUGUUCAUGUUAAACCUCCAUGUAAAUUACUUCCGUUAAGAGUGACUGAACAUCCUUUAAUAUCAGCUUCUUUGCAAAGACCUGCUACAUUCUGGUAAUCUGUUCUGAAAUGGGCUGCAAUCCCAAAACCAGUAGCGGCACAAUUUUGUGGUCUUAUCCCACAUCUGAUUGUUAUAGUCACUUAUAUACAG